This is a messenger RNA of Astrephomene gubernaculifera, 1845 nucleotides long. The record is from the annotation of a GenBank genome assembly. NCBI's taxonomy places the organism in Eukaryota, Viridiplantae, Chlorophyta, Chlorophyceae, Chlamydomonadales, Astrephomenaceae.
GGGGACGACAGCAGUACGAUUUCGGAGCCUUAUCCUGAGUGCCAUGAAUGGAGAUUUGACGUUUAACUUCUCGCAUUGCCACAUUUGUGAAGGGCUAGAAUUUCCCUGGAUUAUAAGCAACUUUGCUGAUCUUGCGUACUGGCUUCGCAACAUCUAGCAUAGGAAACAGUUGAAGGAAAGCGACUCUCUCACGCAUAUUGUUUGCUUGCUUGCGCGGCCAUUUUGGCUUUGAUAUAGUAGGUUUUUCCCAUGCAGCUGCAUCGAGGAAAUCCUGCAACCUCAUCUGGGUUAUGCCACGUCAAAGCUAGGUAUUGCGCCAUCCGCGCUCGGACAACCUUUCCUAGGACAUCGGGAAGAGCUAGUUUGUGCGCUGGAACAAUACCGGUAUGCCGGGCUAAAAUAGUAACAGGGGAGGCGUAUGAGGACGUCAUUGACAUUCUUGCCCGCAGAGCCAUCGCCCUCACCACCACCACCACCACCAAUGACAGUGACGGCAGCCCGGAUAACACCACCACCAACAAGAACAACAAUGCUUGCAACAGCACCAGCAGAACGGCCCCCACUCCUCAGCCAACACCAUCAGCUGCCGUACUACAGCCCGUACGACCAGUACGACGUGUGUUAGUGGGCCUUGCGGGUCCCCCGGGCAGCGGCAAGUCCACCCUGGCAGCCGAGGUGGCGGCCAGGAUUAACCAGCUGGCCACGACUAUGACCACCACCACCACAACAACAGCAAUGGCGUCAUCUUCCUUGCCUUUCUCAUCUCCACUAGGACAAACAACACCCGUAACAACGCCCUCGUCAUCGCCCUCCCAGCCAUCCUCCUCCUCGCCCUCCCCCUCCUCUCCGUACGCUGUCGUACUGCCUAUGGACGGGUUCCACUACUACCGCCGCGAACUGGAUGCCAUGCCCGACCCCCAGGCAGCGCAUGCGCGGCGCGGGGCCCCAUGGACUUUUGAUGCGGCCAAAUUCGUGGAUGCCGUACGACGUGUACGGUAUGCAGCAACUAGGUUUGGAUCUGAAUCUGGGUUUGGCGAGGAGGAGGAGGUUUGCGUUCCCUCCUUCGACCACGGCGUGGGUGACCCAGUGGAGGGGGACAUCUGCAUACCCGCGGGGGCUGCCGUGGUGCUGGUGGAGGGCAACUACCUGCUGCUUCCCUCGGCCCCCUGGAGCCAGCUGCGCCCGCUGCUGGCCGAGAGCUGGUACCUGCGGCUGCCGCUGGACACAGCCAUGCAGCGCGUGCUGGCCCGGCAGAGGCAGCUGGGGCUGAGCAGGGAGGAGUCCCUCACACGCAUCGCCACCAACGACCGACCCAAUGCGGAGCUGGUGGAGGCGUCCUCGGCCGCUGCAACCCUCAUCGUGACCAGCGAUGUGCCGUUCAGGGGCCGUACGACACGUUGGCAGCGGUAGCAGCAGCAGCAGGGGCGGCAGCAGCAGCAGGGGCUGGGCGGCAAAGAUUAUUGGGGGGGGGUAAAGAGGAAGAAACUAACCAGGUGACAAGGCGCUGGGGAGGGGUGCAGCAACAGGGAUGGUGCAGCAUCACAGGGGUGCUGCGGGUGGUGCAUGCAUGCAAACAGGACCUGCUUGAAGCUGUAAGAGAGGCAGGGAUUUCUUGGACGAAGGAUAACGUCUAAUCACGCACAGCAGGCCUGGGGUUUAGGCAUGGGGCGAUGGGGGUCAUUCGUGGCUGAUUGAUAGGGGUUUUGCUGUGGGGGCUCACCUUACUGCCCGCCGCCCAACACAUGCGGCCGAAGGCUAUUGGCGUAACAUACCGGUACAUGCGUGUGUGUACGACCGAUAAGCGCACAUGCACGCUCGGAGGCACGGACAGCUGCUUCGGAAACA